UGCUCCUACGGUGGGAUGGUUUCACCCUGUUUCUUUUUCUCAGGGAGCGGAGCCACUGCAGUUGUCCAGGCAGCGUACUGCAAGCCGAGAAAGGAGAAGGUGGCCAUCAAACGCAUCAACCUGGAAAAGUGUCAAACUAGCAUGGAUGAGCUCCUGAAGGAGAUCCAGGCUAUGAGCCAGUGCCACCACCCGAACAUCGUGUCUUAUUAUACCUCCUUUGUGGUGAAGGAUGAACUGUGGCUGGUGAUGAAGCUGCUCAGUGGUGGCUCAGUGUUGGACAUCAUCAAGCAUAUCAUCUCUCGCGGCGAACACAAGUCCGGAGUGUUGGAUGAGGCCAGCAUCGCCAGCAUCCUGAAGGAAGUCUUGGAGGGGCUGGAGUACCUUCACAAAAACGGGCAGAUUCAUCGGGAUCUAAAAGCUGGAAACAUUCUUCUUGGCGACGAUGGCUCGGUGCAAAUUGCUGACUUUGGUGUGAGUGCCUUUCUAGCAGCGGGAGGAGACAUGACUAGGAACAAGGUUCGGAAGACAUUUGUGGGGACGCCGUGCUGGAUGGCGCCCGAGGUCAUGGAGCAGGUCCGCGGUUAUGACUUCAAAGCCGACAUCUGGAGUUUCGGGAUAACAGCCAUUGAACUGGCCACUGGAGCUGCACCAUAUCACAAAUACCCACCCAUGAAGGUGCUGAUGCUGACUUUGCAGAACGACCCUCCCUGUUUGGAGACGGGCAUCACAGACAAGGAAAUGGUGAAGAAGUAUGGCAAGUCCUUCAGGAAGAUGCUCUCUCUGUGUUUACAGAAAGAUCCUGAAAAAAGGCCGACUGCAGCUGAGUUGCUGAAGCAUAAAUUCUUCACAAAAGCCAAAGUGAGCCUUACAUCACUGUUAUUAAAAUAA
Cottoperca gobio is the source of this 888-nucleotide messenger RNA. RefSeq names its product serine/threonine-protein kinase OSR1. Gene Ontology annotation, cellular component: cytosol; cytoplasm. The record is from RefSeq and is a predicted model, not a curated record. The transcript has 8 exons. Bases 16 to 888 code for a protein of 290 amino acids. NCBI's taxonomy places the organism in Eukaryota, Metazoa, Chordata, Actinopteri, Perciformes, Bovichtidae. Gene Ontology annotation, biological process: intracellular signal transduction; peptidyl-threonine phosphorylation; negative regulation of potassium ion transmembrane transporter activity. Gene Ontology annotation, molecular function: ATP binding; protein serine/threonine kinase activity.